CACGGGCCUGAUCCAUUGUGUUUUCUACAUGUUCUCUCCUCAAAGGUCCCAAAAGAAGAAGUGCUAUCUUUCUGGACUCUUCUCUCGGAGCAAGCAGGAGGCCAUGAUGGGGAUGAAGGCUCUCCCCCUCCUAGUCUGCGUGAUUUUAGGCGUGGUCCUGCAGACCUCCAGUGCAGGUCUGGUCAAGAAGGUCCUCAGACACCGCAGGGAUAACCUGAUGGCUCAGAGGAGCCAGGAGAACUUGACGCUACCGAACCCCGAGCAGCCGGUGGUGUUCAACCACGUCUACAACAUCAACGUUCCCACCGCCUCGCUCUGCUCCGUGGACCUGGAGGCCCCCGGCGGCACGGGGCCCAAAGACGAGGGCGGACCGCCAGACGGCGAGCACACGCUGGACGGGGACAACCAGAUCGUCUUCACGCACCGCAUCAACAUCCCCAGGCAGGCGUGCGGCUGCAACAACCCGCCGCCUGAUCUCAAGGACAUCCUGAGCAGGCUGGAGAUGUUGGAGUCAGAACUGUCCAGCCUGAGAGAGCAGUGCAGCAGUGGAGCAACUUGUUGUGCUGCUCAAGUUGCUGGGGAAGUCUCCACAAAGCCGUACUGUAACGGCCGUGGGAACUGGAGCGCUGACUCCUGCAGCUGCGUAUGCGAUCCAGGGUGGAAAGGUCCCAAUUGCACAGACCCCGAGUGCCCGAAUGAGUGCCAGGACCAAGGCCGCUGUGUGGACGGAAAAUGUGAAUGCUUUGAGGGCUUCGCCGGCUACGACUGCAGCACUGAGCUGUGCCUGGUGGACUGCGGCAACUAUGGCCACUGUGUCGAAGGGUCUUGCCUGUGCGAGGAGGGCUUCGUCGGGGAGGACUGCUCCCAGACCAACUGCCUCAACAACUGUCUUAACCGCGGGCGUUGUGUGGACGAGGAGUGCGUCUGCGAUGAGCCGUGGACGGGCUUCGACUGCUCCGAGCUCAUCUGUCCAAACGACUGCUACGACCGCGGGCGCUGCGUCAACGGCACUUGCUUCUGCGACGAUGGCUUUGCCGGAGAAGACUGCGGCGAGCUCACGUGUCCGGGCAACUGCAACAACGCCGGCAUCUGUGUGAAGGGACAGUGUGUAUGCCGGCCCGGCUACAGCGGGGAGGAUUGCGCCAAGCGCACCUGUCCCCAGAACUGCAACGAGCGAGGCCAUUGCUUCAACGGGAAGUGUAUCUGCGACCCAGGGUUUGUGGGCAACGACUGCUCCGUCCUGUCAUGCCCUGAAAACUGCAGCAACAGAGGCCAAUGCGUUGACGGAGAGUGCGUGUGUGAUGAAGGACACCAAGGAGAAGACUGUAGUGAGCGCUCCUGCCCAAACAACUGCCUAGAUCGUGGACGCUGCGUCGACGGAAAGUGUCAGUGCAACAAAGGCUUUACUGGCGAGGACUGCGGCGUCAAGACCUGUCCUAAAGACUGCAUGGGGCGUGGGGAGUGUACGGAUGGCACCUGUGUUUGCUUUAUUGGCUUCACUGGUAAAGACUGCGGCGAGUUGACCUGUCCCAACGACUGUCACGGACGUGGUCACUGUGUGGAAGGACAAUGUGUUUGUCAGAAGGGUUUCACUGGCGAAGACUGCAGUGAGAAGACAUGUCCUAAAAACUGUCUGGACAGAGGCUACUGCAAUGACGGCAGCUGUGUGUGCUAUGAAGGCUUCACUGGACCAGAUUGCUCUGUCCUGACCUGUCCAGAGGACUGCCAGAACCAAGGACGGUGUGAAAACGGGGUGUGCGUCUGUGACGAGGGUUUCAUCGGUGAAGACUGCUCAGAAGUCUCACCUCCAAAGGACCUCACAGUGGAAGAGGUCUCACCUGAAACGGUGGACCUGUCUUGGCGGAACGAGAUGCUCGUGACAGAGUACCAAAUCAUCUACGUUCCCACCGCCCCUGGAGGUCUGGAGCUGGAUGUGCGGGUUCCCGGGAACCAGAAAAAGGCCACGAUUAGAGAACUGGAACCUGGCAUCGAGUAUCUGGUCAGCGUGUACGCGAUCCUCAACGAUAAGAGGAGUGUUCCUGUGAGCGCAAGGGUGGCAACACAUCUUCCUGAGCCAGAGGGACUGAAGUUCAAGGCAGUGAGGGAGACGUCUGUAGAGGUACAGUGGGACCCUCUUGACAUCCCCUUUGACGGCUGGAACCUCAUCUUUAGAAAUACUAAAGAGGAGGACGGUGAGAUUCUGAACUCCCUGGGCCGUCCAGACACCACAUUUGAACAGUCGGGCCUUGGACCUGGCCAAGAGUAUGAAGUGAAACUGGAGGUGGUGAAGAACAAGACGCGUGGACCGCCUGCCUCCAAGAGUGUGGUCACAAGAAUCGACGCCCCGGGCCAGGUGAACAUACGCGAUGUGACGGACACCACAGCUCUGGUCACAUGGUUCCAGCCUGUGGCCCACGUGGAUGGAAUCAGCAUCUCGUACGGUCCGGGGUCGAACCCGGCGGACCGCAGCGUGGUGGAGCUUUCCCCGGGCGACACGCAACACCACCUUGGAGGCCUGGCCCCCGACACUCAAUACGACGUCUCCCUGACCGCACAGCGGGGACAAGGAAGCAGCCUUCCUGUCUAUGAGUCCUUCCUGACAGACUUGGACGCCCCCAGGGAGCUGCAGACGGUGGAGCUGACAGACGAGAGCAUCACUCUGGAGUGGAAGAACAGCCGAGCUCGGGUGGACGACUACCGCAUCAAGUACGGUCCUCUGUCUGGAGGCGAGCACAGAGAGGUUCUCUUCCCCGCUGGAGCCAAGGACUCCACUCAGGCCAAGAUCUCUGGUCUGAGGCCCGGGACCGAGUACGGGAUGGGAGUGACGGCGGUGAAGGGGGAACGUGAGAGUCUGCCCGCCACCACCAACGCCGUGACCGCCCUCGACGCCCCCAAAGACCUGAGGGUUGCAGAGGUGACCGAGACCAGCAUGGUUCUGGAGUGGAGGCGUCCCCUGGCCAAGCUGGACUCAUACAGGCUGGUCUACGUUUCGGCGGAGGGCCAGAGAGCAGAGGAGGUGCUGGCAGGAGCGUCAGAGUCUCACACGCUGCGAGGCCUGACGGCCGGCACGCUCUACCGCGUAACGCUCAGCGCCGAGAGGGGCCGCCGGACCAGUGCACCCGCCACCAUCUCAGCACCCACCGAGGAGCAGAAGCCCCAGGUGAGCAAUGUCACCAUCAGCGAGGUUUCUUGGGACACCUUCCUGCUGUCCUGGUCCACGGACCAGGCAAGGUCGGCGGGGGCCUUCCAGGCAUACCUGGUCCAGGUCACGGACGCCGAAACCGGCGCCGAGUCGCAGAAUCUAACCCUCGGCGCCGACGCUCGCAGCGUGGUCAUCUCCGGCCUCAGUCCCACCACCUGGUACAGGGCACACCUGUACGGAGUGUUCAGGGGCCAGGUCUUAGGGCCCGUCUUGGCAGACACCAUCACAGAGACUGAACCGGAGGUGCAGGCUCUCCUGGUGUCCGACGUCACGGCCCACAGCGUUAGGUUGGCCUGGACGGCCGACGAUGACGCCUUCGACACCUUUGUCGUAAUGCUGAGUCAGGCGGGGGAGGGGCCGCGGCCACCGCGAGAGCUGGUGCUGGCCGGCGAAGAGAGAAAGGUGCACGUGGCGGACCUCAGCGAGGACACGCAGUACUCGAUUGAAAUCUUUGGACUCACUUUGGGAAGGAGCUCCAAGUCGGUAAUGGAGGUGGUGAGAACAGAUGUGGGGCCGCCUCAGGGCAUCCGCUUCUCUGACGUCACCGACUCGUCUGCCACCAUCCACUGGGCGCUUCCAAGAACCCGUGUGGACAGCUACCGGGUCACGUACGUGCCAGCUCAUGGAGGAAAGGCCGACACCGUGACCGUGGACGGGUCAGAGUCCCACACCGUGCUGCCCAACCUGACACCUGGACUCACCUAUGAGGUCACCGUGGUCGCACUCAAGGGUCAAAGGGAGAGUGAGCCGGGGUCGGACAGUGUCACUACUGCCCUGGACAAGCCUCGUGGUCUGACUGCAGUCAACAUCACUGACACGGAGGCGCUGCUGCUGUGGCAGCCUGCUAUCGCUACAGUGGAUGGUUACGUCAUCACCUACAGUGCAGACUCAGUGGCUGCAGUCACAGAGCGUGUGUCAGGAAACGUGGUGGAGUUGGCCAUGACCUCUCUGAUGCCGGCCACACGACACACCGUCAAGGUCUACGCCGUUCGCCACUUGGCCAGGAGCGCUGUGACCACAACCCAGUUCAUCACUGACGUGGACGCCCCCCAGGAGCUGGCAGCCAGCAAGGUGCAGACAGAGACGGCCAUGCUGACCUGGAGGCCGCCUCGUGCCGCCAUCACUGGCUACAUCCUCAGCUUUGAGUCUGCCGACGGCGUCAUCCGGGAGGUGGUCCUCAGUCCCACCGCUGUGUCCUACAACAUGGUGCAGCUCAGCGCUUCAACACAGUACUCGGUCAGGCUGCAGGCCAUCGCUGGUCCCAAGAGGAGCCGAGUCGUCGCCACGGUCUUCACCACCACCGGCGUGCUCUACAAAUACCCCAAAGACUGCUCUCAGGCCCUGCUGAACGGGGAGAACACGUCCGGCCUGUACACCGUCUACCUGGGGGGCGACGAGAGCCAAGGCCUGCAGGUCUACUGCGACAUGAGCACUGACGGAGGAGGAUGGAUGGUCUUCCUCAGACGCCAGAGUGGCAGACUGGAGUUUUUCCGCAACUGGAAGAAUUACACGGCGGGCUUUGGAGACAUGACGGAUGAAUUCUGGCUAGGUCUGUCCAACCUGCACAAGUUGACAGCAGGAGGACAGUAUGAGCUCCGAGUGGACCUGAGGGACAAAGGAGAGAGCGCCUACGCUCACUACGACAAGUUCUCCGUCUCAGAACCUCGGACACGCUACAAAGUCCACGUAGGAGGAUACAGCGGAACGGCAGGGGACUCCAUGACAUACCACCACGGUCGGCCGUUCUCCACGUACGACCACGACAACGACAUCGCCGUCACCAACUGCGCGCUGUCGUACAAGGGCGCCUUCUGGUACAAAAACUGUCACCGAGUCAACCUCAUGGGGCGAUACGGAGACAACAGUCACAGCAAGGGUGUGAACUGGUUCCACUGGAAGGGACACGAGCACUCCAUCGAGUUUGCCGAGAUGAAGAUCCGUCCAUCCAACUUCAGAAACCUGGAGGGGCGCAGGAAGCGCUCCUAGACGCCACGCCCACCUCGGCCCCGACAUUCGGACCGCCCGCACCUCCACCCAGAUCUGACCCCUGACCUCCCGUGCAGCGACCAAAGCCACCGAGACCCCCCUGAUGCCUCCAUGCGGACCAAGCUCCAUCUUCCUGUUCUUCACAGGCUGCCUCGUGCUGAGCGGACAUCUUUUUACACGUCACACGCCAAAGACAGCAGAACAAUGUCAGGACUAUCCGGUGUGCGCCAGGAGGCCCGUGUGCAUGAUGUCACCCAUCGCUACAGCCAAGACACCUUGGUCGGCUGUUUGUGGAAAGGAGUGGUCAAUAGGCGUGUAAAAACCACGCUCUGUUUGUACUGUAUAUACUGCAUGUACUGUAUAUACUGCAUGUACUGUAUAUACCUUAUAUACAGUAUGUACCGUAUACACCAUAUGUACUUUACAUACCGUAUGUUAUGCGAGCCAUGAUCCUAAUGAGAGUGGACUGACGCCAUGAACACUUCCUGUCCCUCACGUCAUGUGGGACAUCUACGCAAGCCCUUUUCUGAGACUAACAAAUAAAUACUCCAAUUAUGAGAUAAAAAGUCCCAAUUAUGACAUACAAAGUCACAAUUGUGAGGUAAAAAGUCGUAAUUAUGAGAUAAAAAUUCAUAAUUGUGAGAUAAAAAGUUAAAAGUAAGAUAAAAAGUUGAGAUUAAGAGAUAAAAAGUCGUAAUUAUGAGAUAAAAAGUCCCGAUUGUGACAUACAAAGUCACAAUUGUGAGGUAAAAAGUCGGAAUUAUGAGAUAAAAAUGUAUAAUUGUGAGAUAAAAAGUUGAAAGUAAGAUAAAAAAAAAUUAAAUUAAGAGAUAAAAAGUCGUAAUUAAGAGAUAAAAAGUCAGAAUUAUGAGGUAAAAAGUUAAAACUAUGAGAUAAAAAGUCGAAAUUGUGAGAUUAAUUAAUCGAAAUUAUGAGAUUAAAAAGUAGAAAUGAUGAGACAAAAAGAUGAAACUAUGAUAUAAAAGGUCGAAAUUGAGAUAAAAAGUCAAAGUUACGAGGUAAAAAGUCUAAAUUAUGAGAUUAAAAAAAUCCAAAUUAUGAGAUAAAAAUCUAAAUUAUGAGAUAAAAAAAAUCCAAAUUAUGAGAUACAAAUCUAAAUUAUGAGAUAAAAAAAAUUAAAUUAUGAGAUUAAAAAAUCGAAAAUUACGAGAUAAAAAGAUGAAAUGGAGAUAUAAAAUGUUUACAUUAUGAGGUAAAUCUAAAUUAUGAGAUAAAAAGACGAAAUUAUAAAACAAAAAGUUGAAACUAUGAUAUAAAAGGUCGAAAUUGAGAUAAAAAGUCAAAAUGAUGAGAUAAAAACUUGAAAUUAUGAGAUUAAAAAAAUAAAAAUUAUGAGAUACAGUCUAAAUUAUGAGAUAAAAAGUUGAAAUGGAGAGAUAAAAAGUCAAAAUUAAGAGAUAAAAAUCAAAAUUAUGGGAUAAAAAAAAAUCGAAAUUAUGAGACAAAAAGUUGAAAUUAAGAGAUAAAAAGUUGAAAUGGAGAGAUAAAAAGUCGAAAUUAUGGGAUAAAAAAUUGAAAUUAUGAAAUUAAGUCAUAAUGAGAUAAAAAGGGAAGUUAGAUAUUUUAUACCAGUCUCAGUGGCACAUCUUUGAGAAGAUGUAAUCAUUUAAAUUUCUCAUCUCAGAAUUUCAACUUUUUUAUCUCAUAAUUUCAAUUUCUCAUCUCAUAAUUUCAAUUUUCUUAUCCCAUAAUUUCAAUUUCUCAUCUCAUAAUUUCAAUUUUCUCAUCUCAUAAUUUCAAUGUUGUCAUCUCAUAAUUUCAAUUUCUCAUUGCAUAAUUUCAAUUUCUCAUCUGGUAAUUUCAAUUUUGUCAUCUCAGAAUUUCAACUUUCUUAUCCCAUAAUUUCGAUUUCUCAUCUCAGAAUUUAAACUUUCUCAUCUUAUAAUUUCAAUUUCUCAUGCAUUAUUUAAAUUUCUCAUCUCGUAACUUAAAUUUUGUCGUCUCAUAAUUUCAAUUUCUCAUCUCAUAAUUUAAAUGUUCUCAUCUCAUAAUUUCAAUUUUCUCAUCUCAUAAUUUCAAUUUCCUUAUCUCAUAAUUUCUACUUUCUCAUCUCAUAAUUUCAACGUUGUCAUCUCAUAAUUUCAAUUUCUCAUCGCAUACUUUCAAUUUCUCAUCUCAGAAUUUCAACUUUUUUUCUCAUAAUUUCAAUUUCUCAUCUCAUAAUUUCAAUUUUCUUAUCCCAUAAUUUCAAUUUCUCAUCUCAUAAUUGCUACUUUCUCAUCUUAUAAUUUCAAUGUUGUCAUCUCAUAAUUUCAAUUUCUCAUCUCGUAAUUUCAAUUUUAUCAUCUCAGAAUUUCAACUUUCUUAUCCCAUAAUUUCAAUUUCUCAUCUCAUAAUUUCAAUUUCUCAUGCAUUAUUUCAAUUUCUCAUCUCGUAAUUUCAAUUUCUCAUCUCAUAAUUUCAAUUUCUCAUCUCAUAAUUUCAAUUUCUCAUCUCAUAAUUUCAACUUUCUUAUCUCAUAAUUUCAAUUGCUCAUCUCAUAAUUUCAACUUUCUCAUCUCGUAAUUUCAACUUUCUCAUCUCAUAAUUUCAACUUUCUCAUCUCAGAAUUUCAACUUUCUCAUCUCAGAAUUUCAAAUUUCAAUUUCUCAUCUCAUAAUUUCAAUUUCUCAUCUCAUAAUUUCAAUUUCUCAUCUCAUAAUUUCAACUUUCUUAUCUCAUAAUUUCAACUUUCUCAUCUCGUAAUUUCAACUUUCUCAUCUCAUAAUUUCAACUUUCUCAUCUCAGAAUUUCAACUUUCUCAUCUCAGAAUUUCACAUUUCAAUUUCUCAUCUCAUAGACUGACCAUUGGGUGUUUAGUUUUUGUCAGUGGUGUAAAAGGUGCUUGCAAGGAAGAACAAGGUGAUGGUGUCCACUCCUACAGAACAACAUACAUCUGAGUCAUCAUGUUGGUCUACAACAAGGUGAUAGUGACCACUCCUACAGUACAACAUACAUAUGAGUCAUCAUGUUGGUCUACAACCACUCCUACAGUACAACAUACAUCGGAGUCAGCACAAUUGUACUAAAAGCACAAGAUGACUCAAAUUGAAAUAAAUAAACGAUAAUUUCUUAGUCCUUGUGUCACUUUAUCCUCCCUGGUUCCUCCAAGGAGCCCACCUGUGAUAGAAUAGACGUCCCCAUGAGAAAUAAUCCUAAUAUGGAAGUAUUUAGACCGGUUGAAGUGGAUUGCAUUCAUUGUGGGGGCCCCUCAAACUUUUCAUUACGUGUUGGAUGGAACCAAGGCAGGACCUACUAUUAUUAUUAUUAUUAUUAUUGUUUUUAGGUACGUCAUUCAUCGCCGUGACGGUUCUUUGCUCUUGUCAUACUUCUUGUGAAUACGGUAGAUGUAUGUGGAACAAGAGAAUGUGUUAUUCAAAUUGUAAAAACAUAGUCAGGUCCAAAAGAGUCGUUUUUAAGCCCCCUGUUCCCAGAAACAAAAAGAAUGAAUUGUGUUCUUAUGGAUGUGUUUGUUUAUAACAACUGUUUCUCUGUGAACUGUACUACAAUAAAGCUGUUUGUUUGAAAGAUGUUUGGCAUUUUUAGAGGACAGUCCCCUCCCUGAUCUCAGUACAACAUACAUCUGAGUCAUCCUGUUGGUCUACAACCAGGUGAUGGUGACCACUCCUACAGUACAACAUACAAACCCCGUUUCCAUAUGAGUUGGGAAAUUGUGUUGGAUGUAAAUAUAAACGGAAUACAAUGAUUUGCAAAUCAUUUUCAACCCAUAUUCAGUUGAAUAUGCUACAAAGACAACAUAUUUGAUGUUCAAACUGAUAAACUUUUUUUUGUGUGCAAAUAAUCAUUAACUUUAGAAUUUGAUGCCAGCAACACGUGAC
Molecule: messenger RNA, 9027 nt
Organism: Nerophis lumbriciformis (worm pipefish)
Lineage: Eukaryota; Metazoa; Chordata; Actinopteri; Syngnathiformes; Syngnathidae
Product: tenascin-like
Biological process (GO): neuron projection development; regulation of cell adhesion
Molecular function (GO): protein binding
Source: RefSeq, a predicted model, not a curated record